Messenger RNA from Diatraea saccharalis (sugarcane borer), 669 nucleotides. The record is from the annotation of a GenBank genome assembly. NCBI's taxonomy places the organism in Eukaryota, Metazoa, Arthropoda, Insecta, Lepidoptera, Crambidae.
AUGCUCCAGUCGUUAUUACAACCAAGAGAUAAUCAGCGGUCCAAAAUGAUCGGCGCGAUGCCUGCAGUGGCGGUGCGCCAUGAGCGUCGGCGGGCUGAGAAGCGGAGCACGGGUCGGCGGCCGUCGCAGCUGCCCCUACAGCUGGGCAGGCCUCCGGACGCCGACGCGACUCCGUCACCGGACCAACACCGGCUCAGGAACGAGCUGUACGUCUGCGGCAAGGUGGCAGCCUUACACGCUGUGGUGGGGUCGCUGCUACUGGGUAUAGUGGUGCUGGUGGUGGGAUUGGUGCAGUUAUCACCGGGAGCUGAAGCGGCUCAACAUCGGUAUUAUCUGAUGGGAGCUGGUGCGGCACUGGUGGGAGCAGGCGUGUUAGGCGCCGUGUUGAGGUGCAUAUGUCUUCAUUGGUACAACCGUAAAUUUCGUGAGGAAGAAGAAGAGGAGGUUGAAGCGCCUGCUCACAAAGCUGUACACGUCGGCGUUAGCGUCGUUGUCGAGAGCAACCACGGCGAGAAGCACGGUCACGAGAAACACGGCCACGAGAAGCACGGCCACGAGAAGCACGGCCACGACAAACACGGCCACGACAAACCAAAGCUCAAGACACAAGCGAGCGUCGGCAGAGACUUUGAUCUUAUCAAACAACCGUCAGCAGCGAGCGACACAUAA